Molecule: messenger RNA, 998 nt
Organism: Rhopalosiphum padi (bird cherry-oat aphid)
Lineage: Eukaryota; Metazoa; Arthropoda; Insecta; Hemiptera; Aphididae
Exons: 1
Coding region: 1-849 (282 amino acids)
Molecular function (GO): protein dimerization activity
Source: RefSeq, a predicted model, not a curated record
AUGAAGAGGUUACAUUUUAUAUUAGGAUUAGAAAUUAUGCAACCAGUUUUACAAUUGAUAAAUAAAGUUAGUAAAAUGCUUCAAAAAGAAAAUUAUGAUUUACUUUCAGCUAUGGCAAAUGUAAAAGCUCUUCGUUUAGCAUUAUUAGAUAUGAGAACAGAAGUAUAUUUUAAAAAAAUAUUUGAUACAAGUGUAUCUAUAUGUAAAGAAUUGGAUGUUCCAAUUCCAUUAAUUAAUAAAAGAAAAAUCUCUUCUCACAUAGACAGUAACAAAACACAAUUUGUUCAAGAAACUAAAGAAUCAGAACUAAGAAUAUCAGCCUUUUAUCCAAUGAUAGACGUCAUGGUUCAUAGUAUUGAUGAACGAUUUAGCCAGGACACUAUGCAAGCUAUAAAUGCAGUUGAUAGUUUACUAAAUAUGGAUAUAUCGCAAACUGACCUAUAUUUUCUAUCUAAAAUGUUUCAAUGUGAUAGUGAAAAACUAGAAGUAGAAGUAAUGCUAUUAAAAAAUAAUUCUACGAUUCCAAAUAAAGACAGCUUAAGUAAUAAAAGUAAAAUCCACGAAUGGUUAAUUUGGUUGAAGUCUAAUGAUCAUUAUAAAUACUUCAACCAAUUUUUUAAUGUCAUUCAAAAGUUUGUAGUGAUCCCAGUAACAAGUUGUACUUGUGAGAGGUCUUUCUCUAAAUUAACCCUAGUCAAAUCCAAAUUAAGAUCUACCAUGAAGCAAGAGAGAUUGAAUGCUUUGAUGGUAUUGACAGUAGAACAGGAAAUGGCAGUAAAUGUUGAUGCUGAUGCUGUUAUAGACGAUUUUAAAAUAGCGGUAGAUUUUAAUAGACGAAUGUCAUUAUAAUAUUUUUGAGUAGUUUAUUUAAGUCAAUAUUAUAAAUAUAUAUUUUUAAUUUUUUUUUUUUAUUAUUAGUCAUGACAUAAGUAAUGUUAUAUCUUUAUUACAUACUCCAAUCUUAAUUAUUUUUAAAUAUAAAGUGACUAUUUAAAACA